AAUGAGUAUAACCAUAAAUAGAAGAAGUAAAAUACGUAGAUUAGAAUGCGAUUAGUAUACGGAAUGAAUAAAAUAAGUAAAUAAAUGAGAAGGAUUUGAAAGAGAGGAGGAGGAAGAGAAGAAUGCAAUUAAUCAAUGGUGUGGCGCUGCUGAGAAUAUUGUAUACGAAAGCCGCGGCGGCCACCGUAUCGACGUCCACAGGUGUAGAAUUCGGCACCUUUCUGUGGUACAGCUACGCCGGAAUAUCAUGCUUCUUGGUAGUCUUCGCCGGAAUUUGUUCGGGCCUCACCUUGGCCCUCAUGCCCUUGGGACAAGUCGAGCUCGAGGUCCUCCGCCGCAGUGGCUCCCCAUCCGAGAAGAAACAGGCUGUUGCAAUACUUCCAGUGGUUCAGAAGCAGCACCAGCUUCUCGUGACAUUGCUUUUAUGUAAUGCUGUUGCAAUGGAGGCCCUUCCACUGUACUUGGAUAAGAUGUUCAAUCCAUUUGUUGCUAUUAUAAUGUCCGUGACUUUUGUUCUAAUUUUUGGGGAGGUUAUUCCUCAAGCCAUAUGUGCUAGAUAUGGGCUUGCUGUGGGUGCAAAUUUGAUUUGGCUAGUGCAAGUAAUGUUGGUUAUAUGCUAUCCUAUUUCUUACCCCAUUGGAAAGCUACUGGAUUGGGCGCUUGGACAUAGUGAGCCACUUUUCAGAAGAGAUCAGUUGAAGGCUUUUGUGUCUAUUCAUGGAGAGGAGGCGGGGAAAGGUGGCGAACUCACACAUGAUGAGACGACUAUUAUCAGUGGAGCACUAGAUUUAACCAAGAAGAUCGCUGAGGAGGCCAUGACGCCAAUCGAGUCUACAUUUUCUUUGGAUUUGGACUCAAACUUGGACUGGGAAGCUAUUAGUAGGAUCAUGGCUAGUGGCCAUAGUCGAAUUCCUGUCUAUCAUGGGAGCCCAAGGAACAUCAUGGGAGUUUUACUGGUAAAGAGUCUCCUCACAGUGAGACCAGAAACAGCUACACCAGUAAGCAAUGUUUCCAUUCGUAGAAUCCCUUGUGUUCCAGCAGAUAUGCCUCUGUAUGACAUACUGAACGAGUUUCAGAAAGGCAGCAGUCACAUGGCUGCUGUGGUAAAAUCGAAAGGAACUAGAACAAGGCCUUCGUUUGUUGAUGCUAGGAAUGAGAACUCAAACAUGGACUCAAGCUUGAUCACUCCGUUGCUGUCAAAUAGAGUGGACAAGACAGAUAGUGUAGCUAUUGAUAUCUACCCGGACUCAACGCCGAGUGAAUCAGAAGAUGGUGAAGUUGUUGGCAUCAUCACUUUAGAAGAUGUAUUUGAAGAACUUCUGCAGGAGGAAAUUGUUGACGAGACUGAUGAAUUUGUUGAUGUGCACAAAAGAAUACGCGUGAUGGCAGCUGCUUCAUUGGUGCAAUCUCCAUCCUUUAGGAGGAUAGCUAUGCAGAAAGGAGUUUAUAAACCCACGUCAAAUCCCAGAAAAUCAAAUGAGUUCGGCACCCUUGCAUCGUCAUUUGUAAGAAGCUUUGGAGACGCACAUUCUUCAAAUGAUCGAUGAAGAGAGAGGGCUGCUUGAGUUGAGUCCAUUUUGUUGGUAGAGAAAGUAGGUGUAUAUUCUAAUGUUUGGUAGGAGUACAUACAACUCAAUAGGAAUAGUCUGAGCUCAGCUUCAUAAUUUGAAUCAAAUGGAGUUGGAUGAAUUGUUGGUUAUAUAUCAGCCUUACAAUAGAGAAACAGCUAGUUUAUCCAAUUCCAGCAACAAAUAAUUGACAUAGUUAUUCUUUUAGGUGGUGAUGUUUCAAUUAUUAUUUUCUACUUAAAUCAUUCUCUAUUUGAGACCCAGAAGUAUAACAUUAUACAAUCUUAUUCAAUAUACAAAAUUUGGCUAUAUUAAUUCCCUAGUAGCUAGAAUAAUCCCAUUGUACCUUUACAUUAUAGCAUCACAUCCUCAGCAGGGACACACAAUUUCAUGUUGAUGAUCUCCUUUUGUCAGUCCUCAAAGCUCACGGCUUCAAGCUUCAACCGUAUAAGAAUGACGGAGCACCUCCACAUGAUGUGGAGGCGCGUCCUCUGCUCUUGGAAGUAGCGCGAACACUUCUUCCAUACCCGGAGCUUCUGUCGUGCUAAGCCCAUUGAUUGCCACACAACUAAGAUGAAGAUCAAUGUAGGCAGAAGAACAAAAAGUAGUCGUAUAUGACUCUUGAAUUCAACAAGUUUAUGAACGAAUACAAUGAAAUAAUGAGGUGGUGUGGUUUAUAUAUAUAGAUGUGGAGAAAUGUGGAAGGAAAGUGGUUGACAGGUGUCAAGGGGAGAUUGGACAGGUGGGGAUGCCAGCUCAGCUGGUGCCAAACUCAAAUUGAAAAGGACUAAUCAAAUUUCAUUCUCAUAGUGAUGAAAUGGACUUAUCAGAAGCCCUGAUAUUCAGGGUGGGAUUUUUGUACUGUAUUUAGAUUAAUCAAAUAUUUUCAGAAUUCAGAUGUUGUUUUCUGCUCUUUGCAUUCAAA
Molecule: messenger RNA, 2493 nt
Organism: Salvia hispanica
Lineage: Eukaryota; Viridiplantae; Streptophyta; Magnoliopsida; Lamiales; Lamiaceae
Product: DUF21 domain-containing protein At4g14240-like
Biological process (GO): magnesium ion homeostasis; intracellular manganese ion homeostasis
Cellular component (GO): cytoplasm
Source: RefSeq, a predicted model, not a curated record